GUGGUAUCUCUUAUUUUUAGUAUUGCAGCUCUUUCUUUUCUUUUCAUAAUGGAGCUUGAUGGUGGAAAUCACAUCUAAUUCUCUAUCUGAGGUGACUUCUCUUAGUACAUGUAUCAAUCUUUGCAGUUUUCCAGUGUAAUUGGACUGAAACCUCAUGGCACAACGGGAAGAAGGGUGGCCUCUAGGCCUUCAACCAUUGAAUGCACGAAUUGGGUUGGCUAGAGAUCCUGAUUUCUCUGGUUCUGUUUCAUUCAGUACUUUGCUUACUGCUUCUCCCAGUUCCUCUAGCAUUUCGUCUUCAGAUCUCGAUACACAGUCCACUGGCUCUUUCUUCCAUGACAAGAGCAUCACGCUCGGAAGCCUCAUAGGAAUUUCUAGCUUUCUAGAGCAUUCAAGGAGAUCAACCAGGAGAAGAACCACAGAAACCUCGAGAAACCAGCGGAAUACGUCUAGACCUUGGCUGUUCUCAUUAUGUUCAAAACUAAGCACUGAUGCUGUGGACAGUAAAAACGCUCAGUCCCUUGGUCACUUCCUUGAAGUAGAAAGGAGAGCCGCCAACAUUUACAGAAGGAAUCAAACCCCUGCUGCCUGUGGACCUAGUGAUUUCUCACCAGUAUCGAAUUCACUCUUUGUCGGUGACCACAUUGCUUCUCGUUCUAAUGCUGCAUUGAAUGCAGAAGAUGGCAUGAAAUCUGGCAGAGAACUAUUGGAAAAUGGCACUGGGUACGGAGUUCCUUUAUUGCUUUCAUGUUUGUGUGGACAAAUCAUUCAAUGUGGACUUCAAUGAAGCA
Messenger RNA from Durio zibethinus, 791 nucleotides. RefSeq lists its product as uncharacterized. The record is from RefSeq and is a predicted model, not a curated record. Lineage: Eukaryota; Viridiplantae; Streptophyta; Magnoliopsida; Malvales; Malvaceae.